CGUAUGUCGGUCUGCCAUAACAUCAAGUUUGUAAUCAGCUACCGACUCUGCCACUUUUAGUUAAUUUAUUAGACGGAAAUUGUAAUUAUUGCAAUCUGCGGUGUGCUGUUUUGUGAUAACGUUUGAUUGCUAUGGACCAUACAUACAGCUGCUGUAAAUCCGAUAUUUUUAUCUUAUCCGACCUACAAAAUAAGUUGAGGUUAUUGCUUUUCCAGGACUUUUAAAUAUUGUCCACUUAAGUGAUGCGUGGGAAUUAUCAGUAUUGUGAUAAACUGCGUAUCGUACGUGCUUCCAUUGUCCACGAAAUAUUAGUAAACCACAACAUACGAGGAGUGCUGGUUAUAGUGCACAAUGCACUUGUGCGUAUAUAAACAGUUUCUUAUAACAAUAAUAAAUGUUCAGGACUUAAGAUUGUUUACGCGACGGCGGUAAAUGGUACAUCGUUCCUACUUGGUAUAAAAAACCACACAUAACUUCCACAAUUCUUCUGCACCUCAAUGAUUUCAUAUUGCGAAGAUAGGUGAUACACUAUAACUUUUUGUAGUAGCCAUAAAGUACGCACAGUGAAUGAUGCAGUUGCAUUAGACAUAAACAUUUUGUUAUUACCCGCGUUUAUGUGCUCUGAAAAAUGUCUUCUUAUGCCAAAAAUCGUCCACCAUAUUUUACUACGGACAGCGAAAGUCCAAUCCUAUCACCGGACUUGCAAGAUGAAACAUCAUUGUCAGCUGAUUCAUCAGGAAGCUCCGACCUAAAGGACAAGUGUACGCAGACAACUCUUUCCAGCACAAAACAUUUUCACGCUUCAAGAUUAUUGUGCUAUGAUGUCGGAUGUUGGACAACAAAAUCCGAAAAAGAUGACUCCGUCGAUAAGUUCACCAAAAACACGAAAGCGGUGAUAAAACGGCGUGUUUAUGGACUUAACCAAAGGCCCGUUCAGUUCCUGGGAUCCCUGUUUCCUUUAAUCUCGAACAUUUUGAAUUAUAAAUGGACAUGGGUUUUAAAGGAUUUUAUCAGCGGCGCUGUUGUUUCCAUGAUUCAUCUUCCGCAAGCCAUGGCUGGAGCGAUGACAGCCGUAAUGAGACCCCAGCAUGGUUUAUUCAUUACCAUCUUCCCUGGACUUAUGUACGCCUUUCUGGGAAGUUCACCACAGAAUUCUGUUGGUGGAAUGCCGAUUACCGCUGCAUUGACUGGCGUCAGUAUGUCCAGAAUUCGUGAGCAUUAUCAUCCAGAAAACUACACAAUAACCAACGCAGGGGAAAUGUUGGAUGUGCAUUUCCAAAUUGCCGGCGCUGUAGCACUGGUAGCUGGCUUAUUUCAGCUGCUAAUGGGAAUUUUCAAACUGGGAUUCUUGUCGAAUAUAUUUUCAACGAAUGUUAUGGAUCCAUUUUCCGUGGCCUGCUGUAUGCAGGCGAUUUUUGGUCAGGUGCCGAACAUGUUGGGCAUUGGAUUGUUCCCCUAUUGCGGACUAGCAAAGCAUCCAUGGCUGGUGUCAAAUAUGUUUAUCAACAUCAAGAAUAUCAAUGCAUAUGACACAAUGAUAUCCGUCUUGGCGGCAUCGUGCAUACUGGGAUUUAGGGAAUUUCUCCAGCCCAUCCUUUUCCGCAAAACCAACAUUGUGUACCCGAUUGAGUUUUUUGUGCUAGUACUGGGUGCAUUAGUAUCAUAUUGGUUCAAUCUCAACGAACGGUUUGGUGUGCGAAUUCUAGGUGCUAUUCCGGAAAGCUUACCCCUUCCACAACCUCCGCCUAUGGACUAUAUACCGCAUGUUUUGGGAGAGGGAUUUAUAAAUGCUUUGGUGUCCUUUGGGUUAACGAUAUCUUCAGCUAAAAUUCUCGCCCGCAAGGAAGGAAACAAAAUUUCGCCUAGUCAGGAACUGAUAGCAAUAGGAUCGGCCAAUGUGUUUGGGUCUUUCUUUUCCUGUUUCAUAUCUGCCGCACCAGUCGGCCGAUCAGUUAUCAACCAGUCAAUGGGCAGCAAGAGCCAGCUAUCCACGAUUUUUGGCUGUUUGUUCAUGAUGGUUUUGUUUCUGUCUGUCGGCCAGUCGCUAUAUUACCUGCCGGUUGGAAUCGUUUCUGCCAAUAUCGUGGUGACCUUAAUAAUGACCCUGAAGAUUUUUGGGGACCUGCCAACUUUAUGGAAAGCCAGCAAACCAGACACGUUUACCUGGAUUAUCACAUUUACUGCCUGCAUUGUGUUGGAUGUCAGAGUGGGACUUAUCAUUGGAAUAACUUUCUCUCUAUUUUUUGUUACCUAUCGAAGUCACAGGCCAAAAGUCCGCGUCCUCGGGAGAAUAAAAAAAUCAGCCGGAUAUCUGCCACUAAAAGAAUACAGAGAGGCAACGGAAAUACCGGGUAUCAAAAUCUUGCAAGUUCAAAGCGCCUUCCACUUUGGGAAUGCUGAAUAUUUGGUGAAGAAAAUCAAAAGCAUGAUAAUCGACCCUAAUCCACCUCCUGUGGCAGAUCCCGGUAGUUAUAUUGCCACUGUUGUCAACGAGCGCGAAGAGUCACCUAUUGGUCGCAGGCGGUCAGUGGUUGCGGCUGUCAUGAUCGAAAGGAACCGUGUCCACGACCAGGAAACAUCUCGGCCACUACUCGAACAGACAAAUCAUCAGGUAAUUCCUCUCGGCACUGCCAAAAGCGCUCCAAAUUUAGCGGAUUUCUCAGAAUUUGAAGAGGCAGGUUUUGACAAACCGUCCAGCAAAAAGACAAAAUUUUCCUUCAAGAAACUGACACUCUCCGUCAAUGAUCCGAACAAAGCUAAAUCGUUAAUGCGACCUUCCAGUUCCGCCACAGCGUCCACCGAUACUUUAGACGAGCUCGAAACCGAUUUGACCCGAGCCAUAAUCGACUUGAACAUGACAUCGUUCAUUGAUUCCGUUGGACUGCGGGCUCUGGAGCAAAUCGCCAGCGAUCUUGAGAAGCUGGGAGUGGAAAUAUUAUUAAGCCAAAACAAAGGAUCCAUCACUGAUCAGAUCAAGCGCUUAAAAGUGUUGAAAACCAUACCGGAACGCAAUAUAUUUCUCUGUGUGGAAGACGCAGUCGCCGAGGCCAAACGAAGAAUCAGAAAAAGAGCGGAACCGGACCAUAUACCUCUGGAAGAAACUCCUGACAAUCGAUUCUGGCCAACACCGGCGUUUAGAGUCGAAGGUCUUCCUGGAACCAAUUAAAGAUCCUUACACUAGAAGUGUUUUCGUAUUGCUGUGCGAUUUUUAUGGCUGUGAAUGCAGUUGAUGUGUGCAAAAACUGAGUGAUGCUGGCUGAUAUUUAUACUGUACUGUAUAUUACAGUAUUGCACUUUAUCCACGUAAAAUUCUCUUCACUGGUAUCAGAACAUCUAAAAAAGUUUACGACCGGA
Messenger RNA from Paramacrobiotus metropolitanus, 3354 nucleotides. RefSeq names its product prestin-like. The transcript has 14 exons. Gene Ontology annotation, molecular function: oxalate transmembrane transporter activity; sulfate transmembrane transporter activity; bicarbonate transmembrane transporter activity. Gene Ontology annotation, cellular component: membrane. Lineage: Eukaryota; Metazoa; Tardigrada; Eutardigrada; Parachela; Macrobiotidae. The coding region runs from base 629 to 3166 and encodes 845 amino acids. Gene Ontology annotation, biological process: transmembrane transport. The record is from RefSeq and is a predicted model, not a curated record.